CAGAGGAACUCUCCGGUCCACCUUAAAUGUUUGUGACAAACAUGGCGUUUUUUUCCGUCUCGGGGGAAAGUAUGGUGUCCUGCCCCGCCCUGACUGAACACAGACUCGACGGAGGGAACCUCACAGUGAAAAGUCCACAGACACUAUCAAGUCCACAUCUGCACCCAGAGUCCAAUGGUCAGGGUCUGCACCGGAGCUGCUUCCUGCACACAGCACACACACUGCAUGAGAGGACACUGACUGCUGCUGACUGGCUCUGAGCACACCGAGCACAACCUGCUGACACAUUACAGAGCACAAAGUUAGGCCGAGGUCUCGCAGUCAUGUCCGGGCAGCCUCGAUUUGUGAGUCCGUUUCACAGACCUCAGUGUUUGGCUGCUGCAGCUCCGGCGGGGGGAGCUAAGUUCACACACCCGGGGAAGGCGAUCCUGGCAGGCGGGAUCGCAGGAGGCAUCGAGAUCUGCAUCACCUUCCCCACAGAGUACGUGAAAACACAGCUGCAGCUCGACGAGAAGGCCAAUCCUCCCAAAUACAGAGGCAUCGUUGAAAUUGUAUUCGGGGUGUUUGAGUUCCUCAGUAACAAGGUGCGUGAUGAAAAUGGAAAACUAGACGGCAUGACGGGAUUCCUCUGCGGCCUCGGAGCUGGAGUUGCAGAGGCUGUGUUUGUAGUGUGUCCUAUGGAGACAGUAAAGGUCAAAUUCAUCCAUGAUCAGACAUCAGCAAACCCAAAGUACAAGGGCUUUUUCCAUGGAGUGAGGGAGAUUAUUAGAUCCCAAGGACUGAAGGGGACGUACCAAGGUCUCACAGCCACCGUGUUGAAACAAGGCUCCAACCAGGCCAUCCGCUUCUACGUCAUGACUUCCCUGAGGAACUGGUACAGAGGUGAUGACCCCAACAAAAAAAUUAACCCCCUGGUGACUGGUAUGUUUGGAGCUGUUGCUGGUGCUGCCAGUGUGUUUGGGAACACUCCCCUGGAUGUCAUUAAGACCAGAAUGCAGGGUCUGGAAGCUCACAAGUACAAAGGCACAGUGGACUGUGCCAUCAAGAUCAUGAAGUAUGAAGGAGUAAAAGCGUUCUACAAAGGUACUGUGCCCCGGCUGGGUCGGGUGUGUAUGGACGUGGCCUUAGUCUUCAUAAUCUACGACGAAGUUGUGAAGGUCUUAAACAUUGUUUGGAAGACAGACUGAAAAGGACCCCCCCGACGGUGCAACUCAACAAGCAGGAGUGUUAGGACAGGCCAAUCACAUUACUAACCAGGCCAAGUCCCAAACCAGUCUCCUUAAACCCUGCGUCUAGGUUCUAAUAUCUACCUCUAAGUGAUUUUCAGAGAGAAAGAAAGGGAUUGGUAUGUUCUUGAUUUUAUUUAUAACACCGCUAUGACAAGUGGAAGCAUGAUCUGCAUGAAAAAAGGCUUCAGACUGCAGUCACUGCUUGCUGUUUUUCUUAAAUUCCAGAAGGGGGGAAGUUCCUUACGAGGUCAGGGAAAGGAACGGGGCAUUUAUUUAGAUUCGAUUGACUUGAGAUUUGGGAACGCCAGCCAACAGCACAGACAACCACAGUGCUUUGAGUUCAGUUAUACUGAUGCUUUAUGAACUUAAUCAAAGAAAAACCAAUGCCCGACCCAACUUAAUGUGAUUAAGAUGCUGCAGGCAAGGAAAUCAUACUUGAAAUGAGAGAAUAUACCACAGAUCGAACAUUGUAAAGCCCUCUUUAUGCAAAUGUGUAGAUGUUUCUCUAUUAGACUUUUCAAAAGUAUUAUUUCUUUAAUUUUCUGAUGAGAUCAUUUAUGUUAACAUGUCACAUGCCGCAGGGGCUACAGGUACAUUCACAACUAAAUGCCUUAAAUCACAAUUUCCAGAUGAAUCCAGAUUGUAGGUCCUUGUAGAUCCAGAGAGGCAGCUUUUAAUUAUGUCACACGACUUCUAUAGAAACGCACAUUUUCCACAAAACAGUGCUAAGUUGCAGAGAUGUUUUAGAUCAAUUAGCUAGAUUGAUGCUACAAAAAAGUGCCUAUGUAUUGUGAGAUUCAUUUUGAGAUUAAGAAUGAUUGAAUGUUGUGUGUGCUCAGUCACUACAGAUUGUUUUGUGAUAAUAAGCUCUGUUGCACACGCUGCAGCAGUGCCAGAUGUUUAAUUCCAGGUAGUUUCUGAAGUAUUCCUGUGAUGUUCAUACCCUCUAAAUUCAUUGUAAUUAUUGAUGAAGUUUUUGCUUUUAAAAUUCAUAUUGCCAUUAUUGCAUAGACUGUUAGAGAAGUGCCAUUAACAGUGCCUUCCAUCUCAUUCCAGAGUGGUUUAGGAUAGCUUUUAUUGCAGAUUCCGUUUUUAAUUUUUAACCACGUUAAUUGCCUUUUACUUUUUACACAAAUGUAUGACAGAAUAUGCCAACUGCUGCUCAUAUACUUAUAUAUAAUGCCAUGUUUUAGACUGGAGUUUGUAGCUUGUGAGUCUGACAUAUUCACAUGCAAUGCAAUUAACUGUUUUUACAACUGUUUUCUUUUUUAGCUCCAGUUUGCAUACAUGUGGACUCUGUGUCAUAGCUAUUUAAAGAGCUUUUUCUUAAAUGUUAAGACUUGAAAAAAUUCCAGUAGUAAAACCGAGUAUUGUGCCUUCAGUCUAAUUAAUUCUAACAUGGAUGCUGACAAAUAAAUGUUGGAUCAGACUGUUAA
Epinephelus lanceolatus (giant grouper) is the source of this 2665-nucleotide messenger RNA. NCBI's taxonomy places the organism in Eukaryota, Metazoa, Chordata, Actinopteri, Perciformes, Serranidae. The record is from RefSeq and is a predicted model, not a curated record.